Molecule: messenger RNA, 419 nt
Organism: Stegodyphus dumicola
Lineage: Eukaryota; Metazoa; Arthropoda; Arachnida; Araneae; Eresidae
Product: voltage-dependent calcium channel subunit alpha-2/delta-1-like
Cellular component (GO): voltage-gated calcium channel complex
Molecular function (GO): voltage-gated calcium channel activity
Source: RefSeq, a predicted model, not a curated record
AUAAUCAUUCUAAUUAUAGUAUCUCCGAAUGGCAAUGUCAUGAGAACGAAACCGCAUUGACAUUAUUUACCGCUGUCAUGAUUCGUUUUAAGUGCUUUUCAGUUUGUUUCUGUUUAAUAACUCUUUCAUUUGCAUAUGAAGGAUUUCCUACCAAGGAAGAUGUUUCUCAGUGGGCAGAAGAACUGAAAAUUCAUCUACAUACUGAAUUUGACAGGUUAAUUGGAGUAAAAAAUCUAGAAAAAGUUUAUGAUGAUUUAAGGAAAGCAAAACUUCACAAAAUUGAUGGAUAUGAUUUAGUACAUAAGAUGUCUAAAGACAUGACAGAAAACUUUAAGAAAAAAAUGCGAGCUCUCAAGAAAUUGGUUGCAGCUGCUGAAAAAACAGUUAAGCAUUACAAGUAUAAUCAUUUAUUAUACUAA